AUGUCUUUCACGCAAGUUUUACCUGGAAGUAAGGUUCUCUUGAUCAACACGUCUCAUUCAGAUUCUUUUAAAAUUAAUGACACUAAAGGGCAAUUGAUGCAAAAGGUCACUGAAAAUGGCCUUGUCGUCGAUGAAACUUUAGAUCGAGUGGUUCAUGGCGAUCUUCCAAACUCUACAUACAAUUAUAUUUAUACUAAUCUUUAUGGUUCCUUGGCUUUUGCUCACAAUACCACAACACUUUCUAAAUUGGCUUCAAUAUUAGUACCUGGAGGUACUCUUUGUCUUAGAGAGCCCGUUUUACUUGCUCCAAGAUCUUCUACUGAUAUUCCGAUCAUUCGCACUAGUGAAAGUUUAGUCAGUGAACUUAAAUUAGCUGGUUUCGUUGACAUAGAAAUCAGAGGUACUACUGAAGUUGAAUUAAAUGAUUUAUUUAAUACUAUGGAACAAGUUUGGGGAAUUAAAGAUGAAAAUAAAAAACAAGAACUAGCUCAGUCAUUAAAGGGACAGUUAAAUUUGGUAGAAGUUGUAGUUAAAAAACCAGUUUAUGAGAUCGGUGCUUCAUUUACUUUACCGUUUGCCAAAAAAGUUCAAAAUGUCAAUGGCACUGCAAAUAAAGUUUCUGUUUGGUCUCUUUCUGUUGAUGACGAUGAUGAAUUAGAGGACGAAAAUAAUUUACUAGACGAAAGUGACUUGAUUAAACCUGAUAAGAGCACUUUAAUUCGACCUGACUGUGAAACUAGUGGAAAACGAAAAGCUUGCAAGAAUUGUUCAUGCGGGUUUGCGGAGGAAUUAGAAAAAGAAAGUAAAGCAGCUGCGCCAACUUCAUCUUGUGGAAGUUGUUAUCUUGGAGAUGCAUUCAGAUGUUCGACAUGUCCAUAUCUUGGAAUGCCAGCUUUUGCUCCUGGAGAGAAAGUUGUCCUUGGAGGAAACAUGAUGCAAGAUGAUAUUGAAGCUUAA
This is a messenger RNA of Rhizophagus irregularis DAOM 181602=DAOM 197198, 957 nucleotides long. RefSeq lists its product as uncharacterized. Gene Ontology annotation, molecular function: iron-sulfur cluster binding. Gene Ontology annotation, biological process: iron-sulfur cluster assembly. NCBI's taxonomy places the organism in Eukaryota, Fungi, Glomeromycota, Glomeromycetes, Glomerales, Glomeraceae. Gene Ontology annotation, cellular component: cytoplasm. The record is from RefSeq and is a predicted model, not a curated record.